AUGUCCGAGCUGUUCCAGGCUGCAGACCAUUCUCAGCCUACAGCGUGGUGGCCUGAAGCACGCAAGUCGAGGGUGCGCAAGAUCAUAAUGCACGUAGGCCCCACGAACAGCGGGAAGACACACAACGCGCUCCGAGCGCUCGCAGCAGCGAGGCGGGGUCUCUAUGCAGGGCCACUCCGUCUGCUGGCGCACGAGAUCUGGGAGCGUCUGAACAAAGGGCAGAUUGUCCCGCUGGGCGUCGACCCCGAGGAGGACGCGGAGCCCGAUGAAACGAGCAACAUUGACGCGGCAGACGCGUCUCCAUCUAUCCGGAAGCAUGGCUCAAGCAAGUACGCACGGCCAUGCAACAUGUUGACAGGCGAGGAGCAGAGGAUUGUUCAGGAGGACGCGUUGUUGAGCUGCACGGUGGAGAUGGUGCCGCUUGUGAGCGCAUGGGACGUUGCCGUCAUCGACGAGAUCCAGCUCAUCGCCGACCCGGAACGGGGUGGGGCGUGGACGGCUGCCCUACUCGGUCUCAAUGCGGUGGAAGUUCAUCUUUGCGGCGAGGAGACUGCUGUACCUCUGGUUCAGAGGAUGCUGCGCGACACCGGGGACGAAAUCAUCGUGAACCGUUACGAACGCCUCACGCCACUGACGGUAGCGGAGGAGGGCCUGCAUGGCGACUUGUCCAAUGUGAAGAAGGGCGACUGCUUCGUCACGUUUUCUCGAAGCAAGAUUUUCGCUGCCAAGAAGAACAUUGAAAAGUCGACGGGAUUACGAUGCGCUGUUGCCUAUGGUCGAUUACCGCCAGAGAUCCGCAGUGAACAGGCUGCGUUAUUCAACAGAGCGAAUAGCGGUUACGACGUGCUGGUUGGCAGUGACGCCAUCGGAAUGGGCCUGAAUCUCAAAAUAAAGCGUAUCAUACUGGCAGCCGUGCGGAAAUAUGACGGUCACCGUGAGGUGAGGCUCUCAGACUCGCAGAUAAAACAAAUUGGCGGACGUGCUGGACGGUUUGGGCUGCUCGGCCAAGGCGAUGAAGGCGGCGGUGGCGUGACAACUCUUGACGACGCAGACCUCCCAGUGGUACGCCAGGCAAUGAAAGAGCCGUUCAUACCCCUUCGCUUCGCCAGCAUUCAUAUCUCGGGUGAAAAGUAUAUUUCGGUCAUGCGGACAUUGCCCCCUAAUGUCCCUGUUCGGGUGGUCGUGGAUGUCUUCAGGUACAUCACGAAAGUGGACCCCUGCUACGAAAUGCAGGACCUAGUCAAGUUCAGGGAGAGGAUCGAGUACGUGGACGGUCUCUCGGACCGUCUCACAAUACAAGAGAGGAUCCUCAUGCAGCUGGCGCCGGUGCCUGUCAGGGAUCCUCUCGCCGUCGAAGCCAUCCGGACGAUCCUGAGUCUCUACCGCGUCAAGCUCGCUGUCAAGUUGCACGAGGCACUCCAAGCGUCUGGGCUGUCGGAGAGCUAUAGGAACGUAAAGCAGAGGCUGAAAAGGGUAGAGACAGUGUCGAAAAAGACCAGCCUGUCUGAGAUGCUGAAUGUUCUCGAGACGGUGCACAAGAUCCUAGUCAUGUACCUGUGGCUCAGCUACCGCCAGCUUGUCGCAUUCCCUGACCAAGAAGAAGCUUUUGCCAUGCGGAGCGAGGCCGAAGAAGAGAUGGACAAAUGUCUGACGGCCCUUACCAUGGUAUCGACGGAUCACCCUGCAGAUUCUUCUGAGAAGAUGUCAUACUUCACCAAGCAAGAAAUUCUACGUCGUAGAACUGAGAAGAGGGGUAACAAUUACACUUGA
Messenger RNA from Postia placenta MAD-698-R-SB12, 1770 nucleotides. RefSeq lists its product as hypothetical. The coding region runs from base 1 to 1770 and encodes 589 amino acids. Gene Ontology annotation, cellular component: mitochondrial degradosome. The record is from RefSeq and is a predicted model, not a curated record. NCBI's taxonomy places the organism in Eukaryota, Fungi, Basidiomycota, Agaricomycetes, Polyporales, Adustoporiaceae. The transcript has 2 exons. Gene Ontology annotation, biological process: mitochondrial RNA 3'-end processing; RNA catabolic process. Gene Ontology annotation, molecular function: hydrolase activity, acting on acid anhydrides; RNA helicase activity.